AUGGCUGCUGCUGUGCUGGGACAGGAUGAGGUAGAGAGCUGGUUUCUUACCAGGACUGGGAUCCAGGACAGCUGGCCCACCCUCCCAUCGGGAACAGUGAACAAGGAGCUUGUAAAAUACACAGACCAAAUGGAAAUGACCCCUAUUGACUGGAACCAGCUGCAUAGACUGAAGGCAGCGCUGACUCAUCAUCCUGCCGCCAUGUCCAACGGGAAUAUGAACACCAUGGGCCACAUGAUGGAAAUGAUGAGCUCGCGGCAGGACCAGACGCCACACCACCAUAUGCACUCACAUCCUCAUCAGCACCAGACGCUGCCACCUCAUCACUCAUAUCCCCAUCAGCACCAGCAUCCAGCACAUCAUCCUCACCCUCAGCCUCACCACCAGCAGAACCAUCCCCACCACCACUCCCACUCGCACCUCCACGCACACCAGGCACAUCACCAGACCUCGUCGCACCCCCCGCUGCACUCAGGCGGACAAGCACAGGUUUCGCCAGCGGCGCAGCAGAUGCAGCCCACGCAGACGAUACAGCCGCCCCACCCGACCGGAGGGAGGGUGGUGGACGAAGACCCGGAUGAGAGGAGGCGGAAAUUUCUGGAAAGGAACCGAGCUGCCGCCACACGCUGCAGACAGAAGAGGAAGGUCUGGGUGAUGUCACUGGAAAAGAAAGCAGAAGAGCUCACCCAGACAAACAUGCAGCUUCAGAACGAAGUUUCCAUGCUGAAAAAUGAGGUAGCACAGCUGAAACAGUUAUUGCUAACACAUAAAGACUGUCCGAUAACAGCUAUGCAGAAAGAAUCGCAAGGAUAUCUAAGUCCUGAGAGCAGCCCUCCUGCCAGCCCGGUCCCAGCGUGCUCCCAGCAGCAGGUCAUCCAGCACAACACCAUCACGACCUCCUCCUCCGUCAGCGACGUUGUGGGCAGCUCCACUCUCACCCAGCUUGCCAGCCACAGAACAGACAUCAACCCCAUCCUUUAAAAGGGGUUGGUCAGAAACUUGCUAGGGGAGCGUGGUAGCAGUAUCGAAGCGUCCUCUGUGCUAAGAACAUUUGCAACCAUAACUCAAGCCUGGAAGAUUCCUCAGUUCUUGAAAGACUCUGGCUUUCAUUUUUAUAGUUAUUAAAAAUGUCUUUUUAUACUUAGUUACAUAAAAGGGAGUUAUGCAAUUAAUAUGCUAUCAGCUUGAGAAAUGCUUUGGUGCUUUCUCCAGUUUUUUUGGUACCAAUUACUUGUUUAUAAACCUAACUGUUUCUGUACAUAGUCACGUUUCCUUCUCACCAAUCUAGCCUGCAGCCUCAGAAAUACAGAGUUGUGUUAAACUGCAGCUUGUUAGCCAACGUGAGGUAUGAAAAGUAUUAAACAGAGUCAUAUGUAAGUAACUAGGAGUAAUUAGGCUAUAAAUACAGAGAGAGGGCAUCUGCUGACAGCAUAAUAAAAAAUGAGUUAGCAUUGUGCUAUCAGCAGACUCUGUCUUGCAUUCAGAGCCUCUUUCAAAGCAGUUAUGUAGGAUGUGGCUAUCAGGACAAAAUCAAGCCCAAAUAACACGUUCUGUUGUUUAGCCCUCCCCCUUUGCGCCUCUUUCCUUCCCUGCCCUUCUUCUCCUCCAGUUUUUCUUACACCUUCCUUUUCACUUCCC
This is a messenger RNA of Mesitornis unicolor (brown roatelo), 1638 nucleotides long. Its product is annotated as cyclic AMP-responsive element-binding protein 5-like. NCBI's taxonomy places the organism in Eukaryota, Metazoa, Chordata, Aves, Mesitornithiformes, Mesitornithidae. Gene Ontology annotation, molecular function: cAMP response element binding; DNA-binding transcription factor activity, RNA polymerase II-specific. Gene Ontology annotation, biological process: regulation of transcription by RNA polymerase II. The record is from RefSeq and is a predicted model, not a curated record. The transcript is spliced from 5 exons. The coding region runs from base 1 to 981 and encodes 326 amino acids.